Messenger RNA from Tripterygium wilfordii, 780 nucleotides. RefSeq lists its product as uncharacterized. The transcript is spliced from 4 exons. The record is from RefSeq and is a predicted model, not a curated record. Lineage: Eukaryota; Viridiplantae; Streptophyta; Magnoliopsida; Celastrales; Celastraceae. Bases 110 to 562 code for a protein of 150 amino acids.
ACUCCACUACCUAAAAAAAGCAUAAAAGACUGCAACUUGUGAGUUGAUUUUAGCAACUUCAGAUCCAGAAAAACCACUUCAAGUGAUCAAAUUGAGCUUGUCUGAACAAAUGGGUUCGUUGAUGGCAGGAUGGGAUUCACCAGCCAAUGAUCCAAAAUUAGUGAAAUAUAGAAGAAACAAGUCUUGCACGAAAGAAAACAUUGAAUCUUACUGGAGAUCAAAGAAACAAGUGGAGGAAGAACACCUGAAGGCCAUUUCUUCCAGCCCAUCGGCAUCUGGUGGCGGUCAGAAGGAGCUCACAGUUGGGGACUAUGAAGCUAAGUUUCAAAGAUCAAGCUCCUUGCCUCCGUCCACAAACAAAAAGGAAGAUUUCAUGGACAUGAGAAGCUCUGAAACAACACUGGAGGACAUCAUAAAGAAAAAUGGAUGGUGGAGAAGAAGCAACCUGGCAUUCCUGAAUGAACCACCUGUGCUUGAAAGGGCUUCCAACACCUACGUGUCUCAGUUCCACAUAGCCAGCAUCGGCCCCGCGAAAGGCGAUGCGGUAAUUGCCACUAAUUAGGUUUAGUUACUGUCUUACCCUGAAGUCUUAAAUCUUAACCUUUGUUUGUAUUAUAUCAUGUGCUAUGAAGAACGUGUAAAUAACUUGCUUGAAGCUUCCACUCAUGUUUUUAUCCCUUUUGGGAUUAAUGUGGUCUUUGAAUGUGUGUAAUUGGUGUGUUUUAUCUUUGAGGAAUGUACAGAAUAAGAGUUAAGUAAAUGAGAUUGGAUUUGGUUCGG